Messenger RNA from Lathyrus sativus (Indian pea), 333 nucleotides. The record is from the annotation of a GenBank genome assembly. Lineage: Eukaryota; Viridiplantae; Streptophyta; Magnoliopsida; Fabales; Fabaceae.
AUGCCAAGAUUCAUAAAUCCAACAUUAAUCCAAGUAGCAAGUGUACAAGUCUCAUUACAAGAACAAGGAAGACAAUUUCUUUUCAUCAUGGUACAAGAAAGUUCAGAUAAAAAAUAUAAGGGUCCUACAAAGACCCAAGCUACCAAGCAUGAGGAAAUCCCUGUUCGUCAAAAUUCCAAAAGGUCAUCAAACUCAAAGGGAAUCAAUGGAUGGUUGCAGCAAUCUCUCCGCCCAACCGCGGAAGGACUUCACUUCCAAACUGUCUUGAAGACGCCUCUAAAACCCGCCGGCUACCAGGCCAUAAAGAUAGAACGACAAACACACUCCACCUAG